AUGUUCGGCCGACAACAACGAAGGACGACCCAGUUCCCCAAGCGGAGCAGCUCAGGCUAUUCGUGGCCCGAGAGCGACAGCGAGGACGACAUCGUCAUCCGGCCUUGUGCCCCGAACGAGAAGUCCGACGCCUCCGUCACCAUGACCGAGUACGCCCCGGCGCCAACCGCCGCAGGAGCGGAACAGCCCUCGGGCAACCCGAGACCCUCCCUGACCGGCCGCCGCUCCUCCGUCGAGGACGCCGACCUCGAGGCCCUCUGGGAGUGCAUGCUGGAGCUGCAGCAAAAGUACCACUGCUAUAACUCGACCCGCAUGGAGAUUGCGGCCGACCGCGAGGAUGCCAUGGACAUGAUGCCUACCAAGUACUGCAUGGACAUGCUCAACGACUCCAUCGAGUCACUCCCCGAGGAGGGCUGGAAGAAGCUUAGCAAAUUCCUCGUCACCGACUUCGACACCUGCCAAAAGUCGCAAAAGUGGAAGUUUUGGAAGCACGUCUGA
Colletotrichum higginsianum IMI 349063 is the source of this 498-nucleotide messenger RNA. RefSeq lists its product as uncharacterized. The record is from RefSeq and is a predicted model, not a curated record. The transcript is spliced from 2 exons. Bases 1 to 498 code for a protein of 165 amino acids. NCBI's taxonomy places the organism in Eukaryota, Fungi, Ascomycota, Sordariomycetes, Glomerellales, Glomerellaceae.